AUAUAUAUAUAUAUAUAAUCUUGAUAUUGUUCCUCAGUGUACUUUAGGCAUUAAUAUAAUUUUUUAUUUGUGAUUCAAAAUCACAAUUGUUGUUUUAAUUAUUUAGAGUAAUUUUUCUCUCAGCUGCUGAACUGCUUGUCAAUUUUUUUGUCAUUAAAGGUUUCUUUUGAAACACUGAUGAUUCUGCUGCCAUUGAGAUACGGCAACUUUUCUAACAUAUUUAAAAGGAAUCCUCAGAUGCUGACUGACUGAAUGGGUUUUCUAAUGAAGUCACAAGUCUCCAUGCUUCCUCCUUAUGUUCUUUGAGAAAAAAGAUGGUCUUGUUUUGUGUUCAAAUAUUUGUGGCCUUAUCGAGCACAUGGGGAUGUCGUACAAAGCAGAUGAAUGGAGGCUCUUCAUUGAUUCUUCUAACAAAAGUUUAAAGGCUGUUCUUCUCUACAAUGGCAACGCAGCUGCAUCUGUGCCAAUUGGCCAUAGUGUCCAAAUGUCAGAAACUUACGAAAAUAUGAAGACACUUUUAACUGCAAUCAAGUACCAUAAUCACAAUUUUCUCAUUUGUGGUGAUUUAAAAGUUAUUGCUCUCCUACUAGGUCUUCAAGGGGGAUACACCAAUUAUCCCUGUUUUCUGUGUCUCUGGGAUAGUAGGGCAGACAGCCAGCACUAUGAACAAAAAUACUGGCCACCAAGAACCAGCUUCUUACCCGGAGAUCACAACGUAAAAGCUGUGCCACUAGUUGACCCCAAGAAAAUUCUGCUACCGCCACUCCACAUCAAAUUAGGGCUUAUGAAAAAUUUGGUGAAGGCCCUGAACAAGAAUGGAGCUGCUUUCAAGUACCUGGAGUCAAAGUUUCCUCGUAUAAGUGAAGGCAAGCUAAAGGCAGGAAUCUUUGUUGGCCCUCAGAUUCGGGAAUUGAUGAAGGACAUGCAUUUUGAGGAAGCAUUAGCUGGUGUCGAGGUGAAUGCCUGGUUUUCCUUCAAACAGAUUGUCCAAAACUUCUUGGGAAACAGCCGCUCUCCAGAAUAUGAAAAACUGAUCCAAGACCUGAUUUCAAGUUUCCGGCAACUUGGGUCUAGAAUGAGUGUGAAGAUGCACUUUCUGCAAUCACAUCUUGACUAUUUUCCCAAGAAUUGUGGGGACUACAGUGAGGAACAGGGAGAGCGGUUCCAUCAGGUUAUAUGCACCAUGGAAACUCGAUACCAGAGCAAAUGGAAUGUCAGCAUGAUGGCGGAUUACUGCUGGUCAUUGAAACGUGAUGGUCCCGAUGCACAGCACAAGCGGAAAUCAAAGCGGUCCUCCUUCCUUUGAAUCAAUAUGUAGGCUAACUAUUAGGAGCAUCUUUUUGUUUACAUUCAUUAGAUUUUAUGUUGAUUAUUCUGCUUCAUUUCAUGAUAAACGUAAUUAAUUUCAUGGUUAUUUGGAAUACAUUAAUAAUUAAUUAUAUAUUAUUAUAUUAUAUCAUAUUUAAAAAUCAUUAAUUUGUAUUUUAUUAAAAAUCCUUACGUGAUAGAGCAAAAUGGUGGAGAUAUUUAAAAUCAGCAA
This is a messenger RNA of Homarus americanus (American lobster), 1540 nucleotides long. RefSeq lists its product as uncharacterized. NCBI's taxonomy places the organism in Eukaryota, Metazoa, Arthropoda, Malacostraca, Decapoda, Nephropidae. The record is from RefSeq and is a predicted model, not a curated record. The transcript has 2 exons. The coding region runs from base 296 to 1306 and encodes 336 amino acids.